CUUGCUGCUGUCUACGCAUGCUCGCUGGCGAUGUGUGUCUGGCCGGCCGGCUUGUUUGGAGACGCCCGACCUUCGACGCAGCCGAGGGCUGGGGGGAAAGCGCCGCGUAGCCGUCAACGGCGGCAGGAAGGGGGACCGGCCGCGGAGGGGACCCGCUUCGCACAGACCCGCCGACAAGACGCUCUCUGAGCUGGACACGUUCUACAUUUGCAACAUUUUCCAUAGGAUUGAAAAAUGAAGAGGGAAGAACAAUAUUAUUUGAACUCCAAUGGUGCAAGGAGAUUUCUGGAGUGCUUCCUGUAAAGUAUUUUGUAGAAGAAUGCAUUCUUCAAAGAAUAAAAAUGUAGAAAAGCCAGAACCAUUUUAUAGACCUUUAGUACCUAAGCAGAAGACCAGUGCUGAGAUAAUAAAUGAAGCACGAAAUGCACUAAGGACUUUAAGAACUCAGAGGCCAUUUACACCUAGAGAGGACCAAAGGAAACUUUUUGGAUCUGCAUCUUCACGAACACCAGAAAAUAGACCACCUUCCACUUUUAGUCUCCACGCUUCCAGUUUUGAAUCCGGUGAAUCAAGACUGGUUUCUGGUACACGUCUCAGCCCACUGGACCAUAAGCCAAAACUACUUUCAUCACCUAUAAAAGAUGAAGAUUCUUCCAUUUCCUUCCCGAAGCCUCCAGUGGACCCAAUGGAGGUUAGGAAAGUCAGCUGUGCCCGGGCUCGCUUAUAUAGAACAGCUUCUCAGGGAAAUCUCAUUCCGGAUAAAAUAUUUCUUCCUGAUGAGAAUAAGGAGGGGGUAAAUUCUGAAGAACCAGCUACCAUGGAUGAUCUUUCAAGGAGAAGUAAUAAAAGUUGUUUUGCAGAACUAAGUCCACACUCCAUUUUUAAGGAUGAUGGUAUUCCACUAAUUUACAAUAAGCAUAAUACGGCAGAGGACCAAGACUUCUUAAAAGGGGCAGUAGCAACAUCUCCAUUGCAAUUCAGAAGUGGAAGGCCAUGUCUACACUACCCGCCGGAUCUAUCGAUCCCUGAUUGCUCUGCCAUCGACUCCGGAAUGCCACCACAGCGAGAGGCGGAAGCGGAGUUGACGGGGGAAUGGCGGCUGUCGAUCCCGUGCUGCGAGGACGCGAAUGACCAAAUUAAAAAUGGUGACAAGGCUUCAUCAAAUCCAAGCAGCAGUGGCUGGAAUAAAUCAGGAAGCAAAGCAGGCUCAGAGAAUGACUCAAGAGUAAAUGAAACAGAAGAGGAAGAAAACUACUGGAAUGUAAAGAUUGUACCAAUUAUGUAUGAAUUAGAGAAUGAAGACAAUGUAGAAAACCUCUACCUUGCCUGCACCAGUCUCCAUCAAGCCUUGGAAGAAGGAAACAUGUUUGGAAAGAGAUUUAAAAGAAGAAGUGCGCUUCUGAAGAUAUUAUAUAAACUAGUUGACAUUGGUUCAGACCCACUUGGCCUGAAACUGGCAAGAAUGAUUCUGGCUCUCAAAGUAAGUGGAAAGAAUCUGCUCAAUGUCUGCAAGCUUGUAUUUAAAAUUAGUAGAAAUGAGAAAAAUGAUUCGCUCAUUCAAAAUGAUGGUCUAUUGGAUUCUUUGUUGGAGAUCCUGAGAUUUGAAGAUCUACAAACAAACAGUGAGGCUUUUCUGUAUUGCUUGGGAGCAAUAAAAUUCAUUUCUGGAAAUGCAGUACUCCUUAAUGAACUGGUUAACAAAGGAGCUGUUGAAAUACUGGUUCAGUUCAUGAAGCAGAUUAAUAAUAUUAAAGAAAAUGACACACGUUUCUCCAACUUGGGCCACCUAUUAGUACAGGUGACAGCUACUUUGCGAAACUUGGUUGACUUACCUCUUUCAAGAUGCCAGCUCCUAAGUAGCAGUGCAGUUUCAGAGCUCUGGGUGGUGCUGGAGCAGCGUAUAAAUGAUAGGGAUAUAUGUACCAAUAUUGUCAGGAUAUUCAGCAAACUUUCAUCCUACAAUGACUGCUGUGCAGCUCUGGCAGACUGCUCCAGGUGUUAUGUUUUAUUUUUAGCCCUUCUAAACAAACACCAAAAGAAGCAGGAUUUAGUUGUCCGUGUUGUUUUCAUUCUUGGCAAUUUAACAGCAAAGAACAACCUGGCCCGUGAACAAUUUUUUAAAGAGAAAGGAAGUGCUGACACCUUGAUAUCAUUAUUCCAAACCUACAAUGAACUUGAUUUGAAUGCAAAAAAAGAACAACAUGAAGAAGAAGAAAACAAAUCAAAACAAAAGCAUCCUUCAGAAACAGAGGAUGUCCUUAUAAAACUUAUUAGAGUGCUUGCCAAUCUCUCCAUUCAUCCUAGUGUAGGUGCUGUUCUGGCAGCUAACCAUCGCAUUGUGGCAUUGCUUGUUACGGUUCUAGAAUACAAGUCAAUUGAUGACUGUGAGGAGCUGGUGAUCAACGCUACCGCAACAAUCAACAAUUUAUCCUAUUACAAAGGGAGGAAUUCUGUAAUCGAACACAAGAAGCUACACAUCGCGGAGUUGCUUCUAAAGCUGCUAAUGAGCAGCAAUAUGGAUGGAAUUCUGGAGGCUGUUAGAGUCUUUGGCAAUCUUUCCCAAUACCGUGAAAUCUGUGACUUCAUCAUACAGAGGAAGGUAUACAAGUUCAUGAUUGCUUUGCUCGAUGCCAAACAUCAAGAUGUCUGCUUUUCUGCCUGUGGAGUUCUGCUAAACCUUACUGUGGAUAAGAACAAACGAGCUGUACUAAAGGAAGAAGGAGGAAUUAAGAAGUUAGUUGAUUGUUUAAGAGACUUUGGGCCUACAGACUGGCAAUUGGCUUGCUUGAUAUGCAAAACGCUGUGGAACUAUAGUGAAAAUAUCACAAGUCCUGCAUCAUGCUUUGAAGAAGAAGAUAUCAAUACACUCCUAGUGCUGCUUGCAUCAUUUUUAGAUGAGGAACUAGCAUUGGAUUACAACUUCGACAGAGAUUUAAGAGACUAUCACAAACUGUAUUGGGAAACAGAGUUCAAGCCUGUGGCACAGAAGCUUCUCAGCAGAAUUCAAAGCCACCAUUCCUUCCUUCAGCCUAUCACUAUGACGUCAUUUUAACCUGGGGGCUGCUAAACUGUUAAUACAAACCACAGAAUAUUUCAGCUGUUUUAAAAUAGUAGUAGUAGAUGCAAACAGGAUUUGCUAUUAAUAUAUUGAAAACAACUCCAUUAAGUGCUGAUUAUCUUUGUAUGUAGAUUGUAUAUUUAACUAUUUCUGACGUUACCUAUACAUUUUCAUUGGCAAACAUGUUGGACAUUAUGGGGAAAAUGAAUAAAAUUAAUUUAUCUCACAGCUAGACUGAAUACU
This is a messenger RNA of Caretta caretta (loggerhead turtle), 3301 nucleotides long. It is a transcript of the gene ARMC2, whose product is annotated as armadillo repeat containing 2. Gene Ontology annotation, biological process: sperm axoneme assembly; cilium organization. The record is from RefSeq and is a predicted model, not a curated record. Lineage: Eukaryota; Metazoa; Chordata; Testudines; Cheloniidae. Gene Ontology annotation, molecular function: protein binding.